Messenger RNA from Scomber scombrus (Atlantic mackerel), 3681 nucleotides. It is a transcript of the gene cep85l, whose product is annotated as centrosomal protein 85, like. The coding region runs from base 221 to 2503 and encodes 760 amino acids. The record is from RefSeq and is a predicted model, not a curated record. Lineage: Eukaryota; Metazoa; Chordata; Actinopteri; Scombriformes; Scombridae. The transcript is spliced from 12 exons. Gene Ontology annotation, cellular component: centrosome.
UGCAUUUAUGUAAAGAAUACCGUUAUCACUAGAUGUUGAUAAGAUCUAAGACAUUCUGAAUAAUCCUUUCGAUGUGUAGUACUUGCGUUAUAAUGUCGUGAAAUGAUCUAGUAGUCUACCCGCGUUUAUUAUAAACACUCCGGGUUUGUUUGGGUUUUUUUUCUCCUCUGAUCGGAUUGCUGUUUUCCGGCUGUUGUUUAAAGCCUACAAACAUCCAAAAAUGUGGACCAGAGGUGAUUUUGAACAUGGAUACGAACCUUCUAAAACAGGCACCAGCAGUGGUAGCUCUCCAGGAUGGGUCCCUGGCCAUGAGUCAGCCUGGCUCAGCAACCCUCCCGGCCCUGAGAGCAGGAUCGGUGUGCGCCGUCACAGCACAGUUUCUGACAGUGGUGACACCGGCAUCGGCACUUACUGCUCUGAUAGUGUGGAAGACGACUCCAGUUCCAGUACCACACCUUCAUCUUUCCAUCCACUGUCCCAGCAUCACUUGGGCCAAGAUGAGGGGUUCGGCAGUGGUAUUCCCAUCGUCCACGUCAUGCCAUCUCCCUCCGCUUUACCCCACAGCAGCCACAAAAUGCCAGCCUCACCCAGCAGCACAGGUCGCUGGAGCAGGUCUUGCCAAUUACUUACGCCAACCAAGUCUCCCCAUUAUACACCAACCAGUCUGGACAUGAAGGACCACCAGCACCAGCCCAUCCGUAGGUGGUCCUCUCUCACCAAGUUGUCAUCUGGGGCUGAUAAGAGCUCCACUAGGACAUCGGCCUAUCAGUACAACCCAAAUUCACAAGGCUCCCUGGACAGAGGUGUGCUAUACGGCUACAGAAAGGAACCCCGUGGUUCAAACACAAACACGGGUCUUUAUUUACCUUUAUCGUCCUCCAUGCUCAGCCAUACUUUGCUGCAGCGCUCACCAGGUGCCGGUCCCUGCUACUGGAACAAUCACAGCAUUAGAUCACCUGGUUUGGAAACAGACCUAUCCCUGUCUUCCACUCUGUCCUCACCUGUAAAACACAACAGUCUGAACAUGAGCUACAGUGCUUUACCAGAGACCAAACUGCCUUGGGGAAGUCUCAGCUUACCCAAGCAAGCAGAUUCAACGCUGGGUCAUCAGACCGAUAGAGACUCCCCGAUUCAGUCCGCGGUCCGCACCCAGAUGUGGCUCACGGAGCAAAUGGAGUACAGCCCCAAAGUAGAACGCGGAGGGGAACUCGGUCAGAUCAGCGACACUGAGACUAAGGUCUGUGGUGGAGAUGGACUGUUGCCACGGCAGCAGCAGGGACAUCAGCGGGAACCAGGAAUGAAUCCGAUGCUGAUGGGGACUUCCCUUCCUGUCAACACUCUGGUGAAAGUUAAAGAGGGACUGCUGAGACAGAGAGAACUGGAGAUAGAUAGACAAAAGCAGCAGAUCCUGCAGCUCCAUGUCCGGAUCAGAGAGAACGAGCUCAGAGCGCAGCAGGUCCUGCAGAGCCAGAGAGGCUGGUUUGAUGAGCCACACAUCCUCAAUACAAAGGAGUCAGCGAUGGGAAUGCCAUGCAAACAGCCAUCUGAUAGGCUGUUCUGUGAUGAAGACCUUGUUAGGAAGCUGGCACUGGCCGAACUGGAAGUACUCCAUUUGAACGAGUUCUUAAAGCAAGUCACACAAAAGUAUACAGAGGACAUCAGAAAACUGGAGGAAAAGAUAAAGACGAGGGAUCGCUACAUCAGCAGUCUGAAGAAGAAGUUCCAGAGACAGAACGAACAGAGCCAAGAAAAACAGAGACGCAUAGAGACACUGGAGAAGUACCUCGCAGACCUACCGACGCUGGACGAGGUGCAGACCCAGGCCCAACAGCUGGAAGAGGUACAGCAGAAAGCGAAGGAGCUGGUGAAGACGGUGUCCCAGUUAGAGGAGAGCAUAGAGGAAGGAUGCACCGUGAUGAAGGAAAAAGACGUCAAGAUUGAGAUGAAGGCCAAGAGAGAGAAAGAGCUGAUCGCAUCUGUACACAGCCUGCAGCAGAAGGUUCAGCAGUGUUUAGGCGAUGGAGUGAGGUUACCCAUGCUGGACCUGAAGCAGCUCGAGGCAGAAAACACUCAUCUGCUGGAGCACCACGACCACAGCAGCAGGCUGAUUGAAAACCAGAAAGAACAGAUUGAGCGACUGACUUCACAGCUAACGCAGCGACAGGUGGAAGAAAGGUUGUUGCUGCAUUGUCUUCCCCAUGUGGAGAUGCCAGAAGUGGACCGGCUGGUGAAAGAGAUGUCCCUGUGUCUCCUGGACCUCCAGGGUCUCUGCAGCAUCCUGGCCCAAAGAGCACAAGGAAAGGAGCUCAACCUGUCUCUGCUUCUGGGAAUGACAUCGCUCAGUGUUUCUGCAGAGGAGAGCGACUCCAGGGACGUGGUGGAGGAAGAGCUGAAGUUCAAGCUGCUAGAAGUGGGUCAGCUGAGGAGAGACAUCGAUGAGCUGAGGAAAAGCAUCUCAGACCGCUACGCUCAUUACAUGGGUGACAGCUGUGUCUCCCACUGACACCCCUCCCCCCUUCCCCCCCCCUCCCCAUCCUCCAGUUCUGAUAGCAAGGCUCUAACAUAGUGCGUGUUUUAACUCUUUUACUUCUUAAUACAUUUCAUUCAUAACCACAUAAAGGAUAUUCAUUAUUAAGAGUUCUAAGGUUCAGACCAAUGCAGGCUUUUCACCAUACAAGCUAUAAUAUUGAGUAACACAUUAACAUUUAUCAUUAUUAUGUUAGUGUGUCGUGUGGACCAAUCAUGUUGAUCAGCCUGACCUCAUAUGGAGUGCUUGUCCUUCACAUUGGUUGUGGAUUGAGUCGGACAGCGACAGAGCUCUCCUCAAAGUAAGCUGCAUUACACAGACUUAAGACCUGUGUUCUGGAUCUCAUCUGAAUGUCAUCUGGAUCUCAUCUGGAUCUCCUGGAUAAUGGUCUUGGAUCUGGCAAAAAAAAAAGUUUAAUCUGCCACAAUCAAAACUAAAAAGUUUUCGAAGAGACAUGAGGCAUUAAUCCAGCCACGACAAGUUGUCUAAACCCCAAGAGCUGAAUUUACUACUGACUAAAACCAACUUCCAGCUGCACUAAUCAAUAUUUUUAUAUUAACAAUUGAUUGAAUGACUGUGUAAUGUGAAAGCUGUUACUUAUAGGGAUGAACCUAUAGAGACGGUGCAGCAUAGCUCAGCUCUACAGAGCAGUUUAUCUGCUGAAAGUAGAAACUUUUUGCUUACAUGUUCAUAACACAUUUAUAAAGUGAUAAUAUGUUAAUAUUGUACUUAAGGCUUGUUGUACAGUCCCUGUAUGACCCAAAUAUCAAUUAUUUAGUAGUUUAAAUGAAUACUAUAGGCUUGCUUAUAAGCCUUAAUAAGCAGACAAGCACAUUGACAUACUGAGAUGUGUAAGGAACAUGUUAAGACUAGAGAUUCAUAUUCACCUGCAGAACUCCAGCCUCUGCUAUGUGGAUCCAAUGCAGCUCUCUUUCCAUAAUUCCAUGCAGGAUACUGAACUGUAGAUGUCAGUUACCCGUUUGAAAGUCUUAUAUCUGUGAGUUAAAAUGUCUUAUUAAGCAACAUCAGCUGUUAACCACCUAAAGUGUAGGACUAAUUAAAGGACAUAUACAGUCACUGGUCGCUUCAUUAGGUACACCUGUACAAUCUAAUGCAAUCCAAUACAACAGCUCUGCUUUAAAUUCUACAUUUAU